AUGCAGGGCCACAAUCAAAUACAGUUAACGAAGGUUCUAACGACAGCAGGUAUAGCGACAUCUGUAAUGGCCUCUCUGAUUGGCCGACAGAACGCACCCGCGACGAGUUCGUGCAGAUCACACGUCGACGCUUCGACUUCACUAUACUCUCUAAGCGAAGUGGCUGACCACUGUGAUAUUCAGUCCUGUUGGAUUGUCAUUCACGACAAAGUGUAUGACGUCACACAGUUCAUCCAUGAGCAUCCUGGAGGCCUUGAGAUUCUCCUGGAGCACGCGGGAAGAGACGCAACCUUGGACUUUGAGGACAAAGGUCAUUCUCGUGCGGCAUAUACACUGCUUACAGGGUAUUGUAUCGGAGAACUUGUUCAGGCCGACAGACGAUACAAAUGCGUGGGGGACUGA
Molecule: messenger RNA, 402 nt
Organism: Ylistrum balloti
Lineage: Eukaryota; Metazoa; Mollusca; Bivalvia; Pectinida; Pectinidae
Product: cytochrome b5-like
Exons: 4
Coding region: 1-402 (133 amino acids)
Cellular component (GO): membrane; intracellular membrane-bounded organelle
Molecular function (GO): heme binding
Source: RefSeq, a predicted model, not a curated record